AAACAGCAGCAGCUCCCGCUCCCCCCUCUCCCUCCACCCUCCUCAGUCCGUGCGCUAAAGCGCAGCCGCCGGCUCCAUCCCCUUGUCAACUUUGAGCCGACGAAGCAGCAACUUUGACAGCGGCCGCUGGUUCGGAAUCUGGCUUCUCCUUGGCAACAGUCCCUUCGAAAGUCGCCGGAGUUAGAGGAGGCAGGAGUUUCCUCUCAGCACCAGCGUUGCCUGUUUGCAACGGGUCCCCCGCCAGCCCAGCCGCGAGUGGGAUUGUGACAGUUAGUCCCCUGGUGGAGGGGACUUGUUUUCCUUUCUCUCUAGAGACCUCGGCUAACGACUGGAUAAAGCUGUUCGGAAAGGAUGUAAAUAGCAGAGCAACUGUUACCAAGAAGGCAGCCACCACCCAAAGGCUGGGAGGAGCGCGGGGCUUCCUCCGGGCUGAGCCCAGUCGCAACAUUAGGCAACAAUCAGGUGGUGUUCGCAACUUUUCAAGGUCAGCCUGGUGGAUCAGCUGUUUCCCUCGGAACCUUCCGGCGCACAGAGCUUGGAUUAGAUCUGGCUGGGAAAUGCACAGGACGUCAACCGUGGAAGGGUUUUAGGGGUGUGUUGGUGACACCCUCCUUCCCCGCGCGCCCUGGUCCCUGCUCUCCCACAAUCUUCAGCUCCCCACCACUACCCAGCGGUGAGUAUGUGACAUGAGUCUAACUCUCUGCACCAAGUUUGGCAGCAGGUGUCGGUGCUAAGAGAGAGCAGGGCUGCUAGGUUGCGCCCUCGCCGAGCCAUGCCAGCCCGGGGCGCGCCUCUCUCGCGCACAUCGCCGCUGCUGCUCCUGCUGCUGCUGAAGGUUUCUGUCUCUGCUGCCCUGAGCUUUGUCCCUGAACCCAGGAAUGGAACUUGUCUGGGAGCGGGCUGUUCCCCACUGAUGAUCCAAAGCCGCAGCAGGGAUGCCCGGGGACCUGGGAAUUCUGCCGGAGACGUCCUGCGAGUCCGUGCGCCCAGGGGGAAACUGGAAGCAGAGGUGAGAGGGGCGACCUCCUGGGGCCUCCCACCGGCCAGGGGCGGUGACACAGGUGUGAGUGAUGAGGCCGUGGCUGCGGCGGCUCCUCCUGGACCCUUGGGACUUCCAACCAAGCCACCUGGCGCCCGGAGAUGGAAAGGUGCCCAGGGUAAAGAGCCAUCUGGACAUUUGGGGAGAAGGGACCCCACGGACCCCCAGCUUUUCCUUCAGACCUCUGAAGGGAAAGAGAUGAGUCCCGGGGGCGCUGACAUUCCCUGGAGCAGCCACGAGCAGAGCGUGAAAACGGAACCUGAACCCAGAGAUCUUUUUUACUGGCCACGAAGAACUGGGCAACUCCAGGGUUCCCACCACAGGCCUCCAGCCAUGCACGAAGGGAGGACCCUUGCUCCUCCAGGCAGGGCAUUACCACAAAACGGGUCUUCAGAUGACUGGGUCCCUGACCAAGGGGGUCCGCGCCGUGGAAAUAGCACUAACAGGCGUGUGAGACUGAAGAACCCCUUUUACCCCCUGACCCAGGAAUCCUAUGGAGCCUACGCGGUCAUGUGCUUAUCUGUAGUGAUAUUUGGGACCGGCAUCAUUGGCAACUUGGCGGUGAUGUGUAUCGUGUGUCACAACUACUACAUGAGGAGUAUCUCCAAUUCUCUGUUGGCCAACCUGGCCUUCUGGGACUUCCUCAUCAUCUUCUUCUGCCUCCCCCUGGUCAUCUUCCACGAGCUGACCAAGAAGUGGCUUUUGGAAGAUUUCUCCUGCAAGAUCGUGCCCUAUAUCGAGGUGGUUUCUCUGGGCGUCACCACCUUCACCUUGUGUGCUCUGUGCAUAGAUCGCUUCCGGGCUGCCACCAACGUUCAGAUGUACUAUGAAAUGAUCGAAAACUGUUCUUCCACCACUGCCAAACUUGCGGUUAUCUGGGUCGGCGCUCUGCUGCUGGCACUUCCGGAGGUUGUCCUCCGCCAGCUGAGCAAGGAGGACUUGGGAUUCAGUGGCCAGGCUCCUGCAGAACGCUGUGUCAUAAAGAUCUCUCCUGAUUUACCGGACACCAUUUAUGUUUUGGCCCUCACCUAUGAUGGCGCAAGGCUUUGGUGGUAUUUUGGCUGUUACUUUUGUCUGCCCACAAUUUUCACCAUCACCUGCUCUCUCGUGACUGCUCGGAAGAUCCGCAAAGCGGAGAAGGCCAGCACGCGUGGGAACAAGCGGCAGAUCCACCUGGAGAGCCAGAUGAACUGCACAGUGGUGGCCCUCACCAUCUUAUACGGCUUCUGCGUCAUCCCUGAGAACAUCUGCAACAUCGUCACUGCCUACAUGACCGCAAGCGUGUCCCAGCAGACCAUGGACCUCCUGAACGUCAUCAGCCAGUUCCUCCUGUUCUUCAAGUCCUGCGUCACCCCCGUGCUCCUCUUCUGCCUGUGCAGGCCCUUCAGCAGGGCCUUCAUGGAGUGCUGCUGCUGCUGCUGCGAGGGGUGCAUCCAGAAGUCUUCCACGGUGGCCAGCGACGACAACGACAACGAGUACACCACGGAGCUGGAGCUGUCGCCGUUCAGCACUAUCCGCAGGGAGAUGUCCACCUUCGCCUCUACGGGGACCCACUGCUGAGGGACCCGUUUGGUCUGCUCCGUCUUCGAUUUUCAUAGCCCAUGGAAAGUUUUAUUGCGUAUUUUUCCUCACAGGGGAACACAAAUGUUUUGAAAAGCAAGUAGAGGAAGACAUAUUAACUACUUUAGUACUGAUUUUGCAAAUUAAUAUUUGUGCUCUGGGAAAAAAAAAAGUUUCUAUUUAGAUAUGUACGAAGAAGGUGGCCAAUGGUCUCAGAUCAUUUUUCCUGCUGUGGUGCUAAUAUUUUAUUCAAAAGUUACUGCACCUUAACAAUAUUAACUGUUGGAUUUCUUUCUUUCCUUCUUUCAGAAACAUAAUGGUUGUAUAUUGAAGGUGGGUCUGGGAUUUUGCUAGUUAUUUUGUGUUCGAGUUGUGAUUGAAAAUACAUUGUAUCUGAGACGAUCUGUUCUUCCAGCCAUGCCAAGUAGCAUCAAAUAAACUACCCAUCCUUCUUUAACAUGACUGUCAAUCUACUUUUAACCAAGACUCAAUAAAUUUUUUAAUUGCCUUAAAUACACAAUUGCUGGUCUAAUGCACAAUUUGAAACUGGCCUUAUUGUUUUAUAAUUACAUCUUCCACUGCAGAGUAUAACUAUACAUCUAUCACUAUGUUAUGAAGAAGUUUUUCCAAUAAUGCUAUUUAUAUGCAUAACUCAUAAAACUAUAUUGUACAUUAAAAUGAAGUUGUAUUUUUUUAAUAUUCACACAUAGCUGUAAAAUCAUUUCUGCACAUUUUUAAAAAUAUGAAUAGACGGGAGAGUAGGUGGAGAGUUCUCUCUUUCUGCCUGUCUAUUUUAGAUCUACCUUUGAGCUGGCACAAAGGGACAGAUUUUCCCACGAGGAAUGUGGGCAGAAUGAAGACUGAGAAGAAAGGUGCUUGCUAUCUGAUUCUGUCCACUGAACAGUAGUAGCCUCUGAAGUUUUGUGCCUCAUAUGUGAAACACUCUGAAUUCGAACAAUUCUUCUAGAUUUUUUAUUUAACUUUUAAUUUUUGUUGAGAAUUUCAUAGCAGAACUCUUUUACAACCAUUUCCAACUCCUCUCACGGCUCUCUCAAA
This is a messenger RNA of Psammomys obesus (fat sand rat), 3655 nucleotides long. RefSeq names its product G protein-coupled receptor 37 (gene Gpr37). Gene Ontology annotation, cellular component: signaling receptor complex; plasma membrane. The coding region runs from base 773 to 2599 and encodes 608 amino acids. The record is from RefSeq and is a predicted model, not a curated record. Gene Ontology annotation, biological process: positive regulation of MAPK cascade; adenylate cyclase-inhibiting G protein-coupled receptor signaling pathway. Lineage: Eukaryota; Metazoa; Chordata; Mammalia; Rodentia; Muridae. The transcript is spliced from 2 exons. Gene Ontology annotation, molecular function: prosaposin receptor activity; G protein-coupled peptide receptor activity.